Molecule: messenger RNA, 864 nt
Organism: Canis lupus familiaris (dog)
Lineage: Eukaryota; Metazoa; Chordata; Mammalia; Carnivora; Canidae
Gene: TMEM158
Product: transmembrane protein 158
Exons: 1
Coding region: 1-864 (287 amino acids)
Molecular function (GO): peptide binding
Source: RefSeq, a predicted model, not a curated record
AUGCUGCUCCCGCUCGCCGCGCUGCUGGCCGCCGCCUGCCCGCUGCCGCCGGGCCUCGGCGGGGCGCCCCCCAACGCCUCGGUGAACGCGUCGUCCCCGCGCCUGCUGGCCUCGGCGGCCCCCGCGCCCCCCGCGCCCCCCGAGCGCCCGGGCCCGGAGGAGGCGGCGGCGGCGGCGGCGGCGGCGCCGUGCAACAUCAGCGUGCAGCGGCAGAUGCUGAGCUCGCUGCUCGUGCGCUGGGGCCGCCCGCGGGGCUUCCAGUGCGACCUGCUGCUCUUCUCCACCAACGCGCACGGCCGCGCCUUCUUCGCCGCCGCCUUCCACCGCGUCGGGCCGCCGCUGCUCAUCGAGCACCUGGGGCUGGCGGCGGGCGGCGCGCAGCAGGACCUGCGCCUGUGCGUGGGCUGCGGCUGGGUGCGCGGCCGCCGCCCGGGCCGCCUCCGGCCCGCCGCCGCCGCCGCCGCCGCCGCCGCCGCCGGGGCGCCCACCGCGCUGCCCGCCUACCCCGCCGCCGAGCCGCCCGGGCCGCUGUGGCUGCAGGGCGAGCCGCUGCACUUCUGCUGCCUGGACUUCAGCCUGGAGGAGCUGCAGGGCGAGCCGGGCUGGCGGCUGAACCGCAAGCCCAUCGAGUCCACGCUGGUCGCCUGCUUCAUGACCCUGGUCAUCGUGGUGUGGAGCGUGGCCGCCCUCAUCUGGCCGGUGCCCAUCAUCGCCGGCUUCCUGCCCAACGGCAUGGAGCAGCGCCGGACCGCCGCCGCCCCGGCCGCCGCCGCCCCCGCCGCCGUGCCCGCGGGGACCACCGCCGCCGCCGCCGCCGCGGCCGCCGCCGCCGUCACCGUCACCUCGGGGGCGGCGGCCAAGUGA